Phytophthora nicotianae INRA-310 is the source of this 996-nucleotide messenger RNA. RefSeq lists its product as hypothetical. The record is from RefSeq and is a predicted model, not a curated record. The transcript is spliced from 6 exons. Bases 12 to 872 code for a protein of 286 amino acids. NCBI's taxonomy places the organism in Eukaryota, Oomycota, Peronosporomycetes, Peronosporales, Peronosporaceae.
AAUCUGCCACAAUGCGCUUCGACCAACGCGUGGCAAUCAUCACUGGCGCUGGUAAUGGACUGGGCCGUGCCUACGCUGAAUAUCUGGGCAACUUAGGCGCCAAUGUUCUUGUUAACGAUCUUCAAGCGUCUGCAGCUGAUGACGUUGUGCAGCGUCUUGGAGGGGGCAACAAAGCUCUAGCCAAUUACAGCAGUGUCACUGAGGGGCACAAAGUAGUAGACGCAGCACUGGAUAAAUGGGGCCGCGUGGACAUCCUCGUGAACAACGCGGGGAUUAUUCGGGACAGCUCAUUCGCUAAAAUGACACAAGAGCAGUGGGACGACGUGUACAAAGUGCAUUUAGAAGGAACGAUGAGGAUGACCAAGGCAUCGUGGGACGUCAUGAGGGAGCAGGAAUUCGGACGCAUUGUGAACGUGGCGUCGGCUUCCGGGUUGUAUGGGAAUUUCGGACAGGCCAACUAUUCGGCCAUGAAGCUGGGUAUUGCUGGACUUACAUUCACGCUGUGUAAGGAAGGCUACAAGCGCAAUAUCAUGGCGAACGUCGUGGCUCCAUUGGCCAAGUCGCAGAUGACCGACGGACUAUUGGAGAAAGAGCUGAACGACAAACUGACGCCCGAGAGCGUCGCUGCUUUCGUUGCAUAUUUGUGCCAUGAUAGCUGCGAUCGGACGGGCAAUGUGUACGAAGUGGGAGGUGGUUGGGUGGCUCAGGCGCGAUGGCAACGAUCGCGCGGUGUCGUAUUCUCGAAAGAUCAACUCACUCUCGAGAAUAUUGCAGCGCAACUGGAUGAAAUUGAGGAUUUUGAAGCUGAGCCGACGCAUUAUCCGAGAAGCCUGCAGGAUACGAUCGCCUACGUCCAGAGCAUUCUCAAGUGAAAGACUCAUCUUAGGGAAUAUUACGCACCUCGAAUCCUUUGUACGAAAAUCUUGCAUUUUUUUGUUUAUGCGUGUGUGGUGCCCGCUGUGCUUGCCAUCAACAACAAUUGCAGCAAUCCUGCCC